Molecule: messenger RNA, 1026 nt
Organism: Trichoplax adhaerens
Lineage: Eukaryota; Metazoa; Placozoa; Uniplacotomia; Trichoplacea; Trichoplacidae
Exons: 1
Coding region: 1-1026 (341 amino acids)
Biological process (GO): G protein-coupled receptor signaling pathway
Cellular component (GO): membrane
Molecular function (GO): G protein-coupled receptor activity
Source: RefSeq, a predicted model, not a curated record
AUGAGUGCUAAUAUAAGUUCCACAUUUCGUAUUCUUCAAAUUGCACAACGAUUUUUUGUGGUGCCUUCUUUAACUGCUUUAAUAUUAAAUGGCGCAAUCUUACACACAAUUACUAAAAGCAAAAAUUUAUCUAAAUUGCCCACUUAUCAUCUCAUUGCAAAUAUGGUUGGUUCUGAUCUAGCAACUGGAAUUACAUUUUCUAUCUUACCAUUUGUGUCAUCAUUUCCCUUGCCCUUUGUAAUGGCUGAUAUAAUUUGUCGAGCUCUAUCGUAUAUAAUUGGAAUGUCCUACAUGGCUUCAAUAUUGACUUUAGUGGCCAUAAGUCUAGAUCGAUAUUUGUCUAUUUUAAAACCUCUAUUACUGGCAUCAAGACAGAAAAAGCUUAUAGUAUUUAAGCGCCUUAUUGUUGCCAUCUGGAUUAUUAGCAUAACAGCCUCUUUACCGCUAAUAUACGUUACAGGGACGAUACCAGGCUCAACAAAUUCUUGUGCUGUUUUGCAACGAGAUCACUUUAACUUUAUUUAUUUUAUCACAGUAACUGUUUUGUUGUAUGUCGCUCCAUUGGUUACCAUGUCAGUUCUCUACAACAAAAUUUAUUGUUUCUUGGUAGCUAAAGCAAAGAUUUGCAAAGCAGAAUCAAGCGAUCCAAGCAAGCAAACAGCAGUCGCUUCUUCUUUUUUAACUAAUGAUAAAAGAAAGGCAUUGGUGAAAACAUUAAUCAUCAUAACAACAGUAUUUGCAGCAAUGACAUGGCCAUUUUUUGCUAUGGCAUCCGGUAUGGCUGUGACAGGAAUUGAUAUUCGUGACUUAGAACGAAAAAGUCUGUUUCUUUUCCUUUUAUGUGCUGUUGCCGCUUCAAGUACCGUUAUGACUUCGGUGGUUAAUCCGAUAUUGUUAAUUCGUUUUGAUAAAAAUAUCGGCGCUCGAAUAACUCGUCUCUAUGGACAGAUAAAAAGAGGGAUGAAUAUUAGCAAUGAAAGCUCUAGUAACUUGCCGACUGCCGCGUCUAAAGAAACUCCAGCUUAA